AUCAUCAUUUAUGGACAAAAUGCAGUAAUUCAACUCUAUUAGUAUGAUGUUCGGGUGCACUAUGCAUAUUUUCUUAAUACAUUUAGGUUAAGGAAAAAAGAUAUUAAAGAAAAAAAAAUCGUAAUAUAACACCAUUACCGGGAAGUGAAUACAUUUUGUACUUUAUCGGGUUUACGUCACAAUGAAGACAUUUACCACAGGUAUGAUAGGGAAGUGCAUAUUAAUCUAUGAAUGAGAAAUUAAAUGAAUUUGAACAUGCUUAUAAUGUCGGGAACUAAUGGAACUAUUAUUCCGCAACUUCCUUCACAAGAAUUUCCUCUUAAUGUGUUUCUUCAGAAACUGUCUAAACAGCUUACAGAAGAGGAAUUUGAAGAUCUGAAAUUUCUUUGCCAAGGUAAAGGCGGUAUAAGAAAAGGAGAUAUGUCACAGUUAAAGACCUCUCUGGAUCUCUUUACCAUUCUUCGUGAGAGAGAAAUAAUAACAACUGAAAAUUUGCUCACACUGCAAGCUAUGAUAUGGCAUAUUGGACGAAAAGAUUUGUACAAAGGAUUUGUUCGUUUUUGUGAACAAUCAGAUAAUACUCUUUACUUUUUUGAGGCUCCAGAAAAAGCAGAAGACGAACAAGAACAUGUGAAAUUCCAUGUAAUGGGUUAUAAAUGCAGGACUGAUUUAUAUAAACUGAGAGGAGCUGUAUCUAAAAUUCUUUGUUGCCCAGAAAGAUAUGUAAUUAUAAGAGGAAUAGAACAAAGUAACAGUUUGUGGAUAACGUUCAUGAUACCAGACUGGUGUACAGACAUUCUAAUUUGUCUCUCAAUCAAAUCAUGGAAAGUUUUGGAGGAGCUGACAGUCGACAAAAUAUUCAUUCAAAGUGUUAAAAAAGAAAUAGUUUGCCCAUUCAAUAUACAAGAAAAUGCAGCAGUAACUGAACAUGCAGAUGAUUCUGACAUGAUUCAUGGUAACGACAUUGAUCCUGGCAGUGAAACCAUCAGCGUGUCUGAUCUGAAUACCCAACGUAUAAACAAAAGAGAAGAAGGUAUUUCAUCGAAUGAUGAUGACCCUCGAGAAAAAUCGUUUGAAGAAAAAAGGAAGUUUUGGUUAAAUCGAUUAACCCCAGCAACAGUUCAUUCGACGGCUACAAGAGAUAAGCUGAUAUUCAAACAACGAAACCAAACUUUCCGUGGACGAAAAUUUAGUCUUGACACAAGUGUGACAACAAGUGAAUCAACCACAUCUAUUCAGGAAAACAUGUAUGAGGCAUCAGCAGUACAAUGCUCAGAACAAAUUGAAACACAAAAAGAUUUUGCUUUGGCAUCUAAUGAAGACAAAAGCAAUGAAAAUGAUAUCAACAUUAGGACUGAUAUCAUUAGAAAAGGGAAAACUAAUAGAGAGGGAGUUAGUCAUUUACAUGGAGAUACAACAAGUCAACGACGGGCAGAUUCAGGAUUUCUUGAUCUCUAUGUAGAUGAAUCGAAAGAGACAUGAUCAUUUUUUGAAAUUAUCACAGGUUACUAUUCAAAUCAAUAUUAUUUCUCAACUGACUUGUCUUUUAAAUGGUCAAUUAUGGAUACAGCCAGUCAUUAUGAAAUAUGUUUCAAUCAUUCAUCUGGUGGAUAGUUUUUUAAUUGGCAAUCAUACUACAUCUUCUUAUAUGUGUGUCAUUUAUUUAUUUCUAAACGCAAAAUCAAAAGUGAAGAAAAACAUAAGUUAAACUCAGUAAAAAGCAGUAUUUUAACUAGAAAUGUUAUGUUCAAGGACUUGCAAUUACUGAAUUGGUUAAAGCUUGAUAGUGCCUUGGACAGCAAAUGAAAUCUGAUGAUUUGUCUAUUCUUUCAUCACAAAUAACAACCUUUGUUUCCAUUUGAUGUCAUUAAACAAUACAAAGUACAUAUCAAAUAAAAAAGAGAACACUUGGAGGUCUUCCUACAAUAUUUUUUGUUAAAUCAGCCAAAAAUUCCUGAAGAUAUAGCGAACAAUUUAGACAUACUUUCGUCAUAAGCCAAGUU
Messenger RNA from Mytilus trossulus (common blue mussel), 2003 nucleotides. RefSeq lists its product as uncharacterized. The coding region runs from base 244 to 1482 and encodes 412 amino acids. The record is from RefSeq and is a predicted model, not a curated record. Lineage: Eukaryota; Metazoa; Mollusca; Bivalvia; Mytilida; Mytilidae. The transcript has 10 exons. Gene Ontology annotation, molecular function: protein binding. Gene Ontology annotation, biological process: regulation of apoptotic process.